GAUACUGUUGCCGGGCAGAAGUUUUAAUUUAACAACCCACUAUCGGCAAUGGCAGGCUUAAAUCUAGUAGUAAAGUCCGGAUUACUUUUAUACACUCAAGACUAUAUUGCUUAAAGCACUGCCGCCUUCACAGAUAGAUCUGUUUGAAUGUUACUUUUGCUGAGAAAGAUGAUUGGGCAGAAAUCUGAGAGUGAUCUUACCUUGAACGAUAAUUCUCAUGGGACUGACCCAGUAACAAUUACUGACAAGAAGUCAUUCAGAUCAAGUAAAGAAAUUCAAACAUCCGAUGAUGAUCAGUCCGACUAUAUUUCACAAAGACGCUGCAAGCUUCAACAGGAGCUCAUUCUGUCACUGAAAGAUGACCUUUCCGAAUGGAUUAUUAAAACUUUAGGACCAACAAACAUUUCGACUGAGAACUUUAUACAAGCAUUAGACAAUGGAGUCAUACUGUGUCAGUUAAGUUUGAUCAUUGAGCAGAAGGCAAAGAGGUAUGCCGAGAUGGGGAAAUACAAAGCACCUUUACCAACUUACAAGAUACACUGCAACAAAAAUGCCAAAUCAGGAACUUGGUUAGCCAGGGACAACACAGCAAAUUUCCUAAAAUGGUGCAAAGCUUAUGGACUCAAAGAUGAAAACUUAUUUGAUUCUGAAGAUUUAGUUACACAUCAUAAAGAAAUGCAAGUGAUCUACUGCUUGAUGGAACUUGCAAGACUUGGGGCUCGUUUUGGCCUAGAACCUCCUACCUUGAUCUCUAUGGAAGAGGAGAUAGACAGCGAUAGCACUGUGGCCAACAUUCCCCCUCUUCUCUCUUACAGUGCUUCAACCAGUCCAGAGCCUGUGUACAUCUUCAGUAGAAUGAAUUCCAUGAACAAGUCUGAUACUGUACCUGUGGAGGUGGAGCAGGAAACGCAUGCUUCCUUAGAUGAAGCAGUUGCAAAGAUAGCAGCCAAGUAUAAUCGUCAAAAGUAUGUCAGAAAGAUUAGCACAGGUGUCUACUUGGUAUUUGGAAAACAAGUUUUUUUACGACUUCUCAAAGGAAGGCACCUGAUGGUGCGGGUUGGAGGCGGCUGGGACACUUUUGAAAACUACUUAGUUCACCAUGACAACAUUCCGGCUGUUUCAACUAUGACCGAACCGAAAGAACCUAAACCGGACGUACCUCACACUAGUACCUUGCCGCAACGAGCAGGGCGCAGCGCCAUUCGACUUUUGAAGCCAACCCAAAGGAGUGCUUCUGUGUCUGGCUACAACAGUCGUAGUAACCCACAAGACAAAAUAGAGAGUGAGAUUCAAUCUGUUGAAAUCAUAAACUCUACACCUCAGUUUGUCAAGUCUGGUUCACAGACUCUGUCUCACUAUAUCAGCUCUGCCACACAAUCAGUUGAUCAAUAUGUCAGCUCUGCAUCUCAGUCACUCAAUUAUGCACUUCAUUUUGUCAACCCAAAUGUUCAUUCUCUAAGCUCAGAAAUCGGCUCUAAAAACUCCAAGACCUGAUGUUUGGAUUAUGAACAGUUCAAGAUCUUGUUUAUUGAUCUAAAUCCACUUGCUCUGCAACUCAUUUACAGAUUGCUUUAAUAUGGCCUUUGUGCGUGAAAAUGUUGAAACUUUAAAAUUCUUUCUAAAAAAAGAACAAAACUGUGAAAUUCGGAAGUGGCUUUAAAAUUAUGAAACAAUCCCAACUUUUAGUAACUAAUGAAUAUUGCUUGCCUUUAUCUUAUUGUCUACAAGCUCUGAACACAUUUCAGCUCUGCAACUUGGAGUGUUACAUCAUUAAACAAAACUGCACUGCCCUAUAUCAAGUUUCAUACAUCACAUUCUUGUCCCUGCAUGUCACUAAGAAAAAUAUCUCGACCUUUUUUUUUCUGUUUUCUCUGAAUAAUGUCAUUCUACAAGAGUAUGUCCUGCAGACAUUAAAAACUUCUUGACAAGUAC
Messenger RNA from Biomphalaria glabrata, 1932 nucleotides. RefSeq names its product growth arrest-specific protein 2-like. The coding region runs from base 148 to 1494 and encodes 448 amino acids. The transcript is spliced from 8 exons. Gene Ontology annotation, biological process: actin crosslink formation. The record is from RefSeq and is a predicted model, not a curated record. Gene Ontology annotation, cellular component: actin filament. NCBI's taxonomy places the organism in Eukaryota, Metazoa, Mollusca, Gastropoda, Planorbidae. Gene Ontology annotation, molecular function: microtubule binding; actin filament binding; cytoskeletal adaptor activity.